GGAAGACUAGGUGGCCGGCUUGCCCAGACCGACGGGACGUCAGCAAUAACAACGACGGGAUGACGAUGCAGAAGCACAAGCAUGCCACGGGCACGCAGGACGAGGACACCCGGUGCGGCUGGUUCGGCUUUUCCCCGUCGGCGGCGCAGCGGUUCGCCAAGGCCGAGUGGGUGCUGUUGUGCUUCUGCGCGGCCGGCUUCGUGCAGGGCAUGGUGAUCAGCGGCUUCAUCAACGUGUCGCUGCCCACGCUCGAGCGCCGCUUCCACAUGCGCAGCGUCGAGUCGGGCCUCAUUGUGUCCAUGUACAACGUGGGCUCGCUGCUCCUCAUGGCGCCCGUCACAUUCUUCGGGAGCGAGAUGCACAAGCCGCGUCUCAUGGCCGCCGGCGUCGCCCUCAUGGGCGUCGGCUCGUUCAUCUACAGCCUGCCCCACUUCAUCGCGCCGCAGUACAAGUACAGCCGGCCGUUGAAGGACCUGUGCCCGUUCGCGAGCGGACCUCCGUUCCAGCCAAGUAGCACUCUUCGAAACUACCGCUUCAUUUUCAUGAUCGCCAACUUGGUGCAUGGGUGUGCCACGGUACCAUUCUACACGCUCUCAGUGGCCUACUUGGACGACAACCUCUCGCACCAGAAGUCCACCUGGUAUAUCGGCAUCUACUACACCGCAGCCAUCAUGGGGCCAGCGGCCGGCUUUAUCUUGGGGGGCACGUUUCUCGGAAUCUACACUGACGUCACGGUAGACGCCUCUAGCAUCGGCCUGUCGCCGUCGAGCAACGUGUGGGUCGGCGCCUGGUGGAUCGGCUUCGUGAUUGCCGGCUUCUCGGCGCUGAUUAUCAGCUUGCCGACGUUUGGCUUCCCAAAGAAACUUGCGGGGGCAGCGAACGUCCACGUCCAGAAGUCGUACGAGGUGGACUCGCGCGCUUUCAAGGGUGACUCGGUGGAGGUGCGCCUCGGCGACAUGCCCAAAGCCGUGUUUUACCUGCUGCAGAACCACACGUUCCUGUUCGUCAGCCUGGCCUCCACCGUCGAGUUGAUGAUUGGCUCUGGUUACUCGAACUUCGUCACCAAGCUGUUCGAAAGCCAGUUCGGCAUGACUUCGUCCGGAGCGGCGCUCCUGCUUGGCAUGAUCGGGGCUCCGAGCGCCUGUCUGGGAUGCUUUCUGGGUGGCUACGUGGUCUCCAAGCUGAACCUGAGCUGCCACAACAUCAUACGCAUGUGCAUUGCCGUCUCGGUGUUCAACUGGUUCGUCUUCUACGCGCUGCUCAUCUCCUGCCCGGACAUGCGAUUCGAGGGCAUCGACAUGGCGAACAAGAUUGUACUCACGCCCAAGUGCAGCAGCGACUGCAUGUGCCCGCUCAGCUUCAAUCCCAUCUGCGGUCGAGACUCGAAGAUGUACCUGUCACCGUGCCUUGCUGGCUGCCGCAACGAGUCCCCGUUCGUCGAGGCAUCGACCACGCUCUACACUGAUUGCGACUGCAUCAACAUAGCUGACGACAACCACACCGAAUUCGUGGUGGAGGCCGAACGGGUGCGCUGUUCUCAGGAAUGCGCCGCCUACGGCUUCUACAUGGUGGCGACAUUCUUUUGCAUGUUCGGUACCUUCUACAUCAGCGCGCCGGGCAUCAGCAUCACCAUCAGGUGCGUCUCGGCAAAGCAGAAGUCUUUCGCCUUAGGAGUGCAGUGGGCCUUUAUACGUCUCCUGGGCACCAUUCCGGCUCCACUCAUCUUCGGCAAGACAGUGGACAUGGCCUGCGAAAUAUGGUCGUCCGUGUUCGACGGCGAGACGAACGACUCCGGCCACUGCGCCAUCUACAACAACGCCGCCCUAAGCCGCAACAUGGCCACGAUGCUGGUGCUGCUGAAGACCAUGUCGGUGAUGCUCUUUUCGUGUGCCAGCCUCACUUACCAGCCGUCGGCGGGAGGAUCGCUCUCAUAA
Dermacentor silvarum is the source of this 1934-nucleotide messenger RNA. Its product is annotated as solute carrier organic anion transporter family member 4A1-like. The record is from RefSeq and is a predicted model, not a curated record. The transcript has 11 exons. Bases 60 to 1934 code for a protein of 624 amino acids. Gene Ontology annotation, cellular component: membrane. Gene Ontology annotation, molecular function: protein binding. Gene Ontology annotation, biological process: sodium-independent organic anion transport; transmembrane transport. Lineage: Eukaryota; Metazoa; Arthropoda; Arachnida; Ixodida; Ixodidae.